AUGGACAAUGAGCGCUCGACGGAGGCGUCGAUGCUGUACCAGGGCAUCGGUAUGCUGCUGCUGUGUGUCAUCUUCUUCGUGGUUUGGCUCAUGGCGUGUCGACGCAAUCGCCACCUGCUCGACAUGGAGGUUCCGCUGCUGUCGGGAGAGUCUGUCGAUCACCGAAUAGACGCCGCCACGCGCGAGGCAGAAGCUGGCUACAGUGUUUGCGCCAGUUGCGAGUUCGAGAACUUCAAGCGCUUCGACUACUGUGUGCUAUGCGGCGACAAAUUGCCGUCGCUGUCCAUGGUGACGGCCGAUGACGAGAGCGAGGAGGAGCAGGAGCAGCACCAGCAACUUCGACGAGCAGAGAGCAACUCGAGCAGAGGAGGAGCCGUAAGCAUUGUGGUGAAUGAGGCCCAAUCGGUAGAUCUGAUGUCACCAAGACCGAGGAAAAUGUCGUCAUUGAGCCGCCAGCAACGACGCGCCAGGAACCGCCGCGAAUGGAGCAGGAAGUUAGACGUGGAAGGAAAUCUCUUUUGGUACCGCAGCGGAGGCGGGGGCGUACCUGUAAGCAGUGAGCUGGAUACACUUAUGCCUGGAUACACGUUGAACAUUCUUGAAAGACCGAUAUUAUCGACAGAAGUGAAGGUGGAGCUGAUUGAGGCAUCGGCUUCUGACCCGGCUGAAUUCCCGACGGGCAAGUCGACGCUUGCCGAUGCUGGUCCUGAACGACGCAAGGAGACAGUGUUCAUGGCAGCAAGUGACUUUCCUUCCAAGUAUGCCCACUUUGUGGUGAGCACGGCAUCCCUUAUUGUGCCUGCGGAAGUGGAAUUUUUGAAAUUGUCGGUACAUCGCGACUACAUGAUGGAGGAGUCGAUGGACCACAUGUACUGCAUUCAACCAAAGAACCUGCGCUCUUUUAUGCGUAUCAAUUUCCUCGAUGAAAGUGGCGUGGAUGCUGGAGGUGUACACCGCGAAUGGUUUAUGCUGGUGAAUGAGCUGCUGGCGUCGCCAACCCUACGACUUUUUACGUGUACGAACAAGGCCGACCAGAGCUUCUACUUCAACCCGCAGUCUUCCGCAGAGGUGGGCGAAGACCACCUUGCCUACUACUUCGCCACUGGACGUCUGAUUGGCCGUGCGUUGCUGGAAGGUGGCAUCUGGGGUUUCCAUCUCGCACUUCCAUUACUGAAGGUGAUCUUGGGUUUACCAGUCACCUUCGCCGACAUGGAGUUCCUGGACCCAGAAACUUACCGUAGCCUACGUUGGCUCAUGGAUAAUGAUGGCGUGGAUGAUCUCGGACUUGACUUCAGCAUAACCGAGCAGAUAAAUGAGUCCGAGAAGAUUGUCGUGGACCUGAUCUCGAAUGGAAGGAAUGUUGCUGUCACGGACUCCAAUAAACGCGAGUAUUUGGAUCGUCGCUUCCGAUACGUACUUUUUGAGAGUGUAGCAGAUCAGAUGCAUGCGUUUCUCAAAGGGUUGUACGAGGUUAUUCCUCGCGAGAUGCUCCUCAUUUUUGACCCUGAAGAGUUCGACUACCUGCUCUGUGGGUCCCCUGAAAUCGACGUCACGGACUGGGAGGCUCACACUGCGAUGUCUCCAAAUCUUGAGGGUGCUAACGUAACCCGAUGGUUCUGGGAGAUCGUUCGACAAAUGCCAAACGAAUAUCGCCGGCGUCUUCUGCUUUUCGCUACGGGUUCGGCCUGCGUUCCGCUGUCGGGUUUUCGUGGUUUAACCAGUUACGAUGGCCGUCUAUGCCCGUUCAAUCUCAAGGGGGUGUCGUACAAAAUGACGCAGUAUAUUUCGAGUCACGCAUGCUUCAACCGAUUGGAUUUGCCCUUGUACAACGGCAAGAAGGAGUUGAAGACGAUGUUGUACGCCACGCUGGAAACUGAUCUCACGGGUUUUACGACUGCAUAA
Messenger RNA from Phytophthora infestans T30-4, 1902 nucleotides. RefSeq names its product HECT ubiquitin ligase, putative. Gene Ontology annotation, molecular function: ubiquitin-protein transferase activity. The coding region runs from base 1 to 1902 and encodes 633 amino acids. The record is from RefSeq and is a predicted model, not a curated record. The transcript has 2 exons. Lineage: Eukaryota; Oomycota; Peronosporomycetes; Peronosporales; Peronosporaceae.